UUCCUACUGCACUUCACACAUAUCAAUGGCCUUGCAAACCAUUGGUAAUCUCUUUAUUUCCUUAUUUGCUACAUACUAGGGAUUUUUAUCAUACACACUUAUAAAACGCUUGAUUUAUACAAAAUAAAAACCAUGUUUUACACAAAUUCAAAGUAUAGGAUUAUACGGGCAUAGAGUCAAAGUCAGGGUGGGCAUUGACGGUUAUACAUACUUUACCAAUACAUGGUUUUACGAUCAUUGAUCGUUACAAAUACAAAGUCUUCAUGUAACUAGAGAAGAAAAUGAUUUUUAAAUUCGUUUUCUCAGUGCAUUUCAAAAAAACCGGUUAUCCAAAAGAUUUAUUACAAAUCUUUUACAAAUGAACUAUGAACUCGCUCAACUUUAUGUUGACUUUUUCGCAUGUUUCUUUCUCAGGUUGCUUUUCAAAGCCAAUGCACGGUUGGAAUAGGAGAACCAUUGGAGAUAAGAGGAAAAAGGGCAUUUUCAAGCGAGAAUGCACAAACCGCGAAGCAAGUGGAGCUCAAAAUCCAUUCGGCAACAAUGAUUAUUAUCGGAAAGCAAUUUAUCAUCAAGUUUCUCAACAGCCGUAUCAACAACAAUCGCCACAAACGUUACAUGCUAGGAUGGAAAUCGAAGAAUCAAAGAAAGCUUAUCUAGUUAAUCAAGAUGAUGAAAGAUCGUCAAAAGGAUUUAGCUGGGACAAAUAUAUUUCAACUGAUACUAAAGCAUGCCUGAUAAAUCAAGAUGAUGAAAGGCUUCCAAAAGGCUUCAGUUUUGAUGAUUUUGAUUCUAACAGAAUUUCAGAUCAUAAAGCUUUUGUUGCUCAAAUUGUUAAGGAUAGUGAUGAUGAUUAUUAUGAAAGAAAAAUGAAAGAGCACUUAAGAUUUCUAGCCGAAAGAGAUGAUUAUGAUGAUGCAAAUGUUCGAGUGACACAGAAGAAAGUUACAAAACAAGAUGAUAGUGAUGAUGAUACUUUGUAUUAUGCAAGGAGAAUGAAAGAAUAUGAAAAAUUACGAGCUGAGAAAGAUGAUAGUGAUAUGGAAAAUGCUCGAGUGAUGAAGAAGCAAGUUAAAAAACAAGAUGAUAGUGAUGAGGAAACUGUCCGAGUGAUAAAGAAACAGGUCAAAGAAAUUCCAGCUUUCAAGAUUGAAAUGGAAGCUGAUGCAGAAAAGAUGUCUGAGAAUUGUGAAAAUUGUGAAACUAUGAAAAAGCAAAACAACAUAUUGAUUCAUAACAUGAACAGACUGAAAGAAUCGUAUGAUGUUCUAAACAAUGCUAUGAAUCAAUACAAUGAGUCAAGCAGUGAACAAGCAACAGCUAUGAAAACACUAAAUGGAGCGUACAUGACAAAGCAAAAAGUCGUCAAUAAUUACAUUGAGAUAUGUGCUGAGCUUGAAUAGAAAUUGGAAACUCAGAGGAUAGAAACUGAGAGAGUAAACAGGUUAUUAAAAAGUUACUCAUGUCUUCUUAUGUGAUUGACAGGAUUUAUCCUAGAGUUGAAGGUAUGAAAGCGUUCGAAGAAGAGAAGUCUGAAGAAAAGAAUUCUGGUAAGAAACAAAGUGUCAAUUAUACAAAGUGUCCACCUCCACUUGAAAAUGGUGUUGGAUCGUCGUGUGACCUUAACGAGUCAAUCUGAGUAGUUCAUCAUCAAAAACAAAGGCGGAAUCAAUGUAAUUGAUGUCAAACAACUUGUUUUCCUUUAAUUUUCUUCUUAUAUUGAUUUCCUGAGCUUUUACAAUUCUGAUAACAAUUCAGCAGCACCUCGGCUCUCAAACAAUAACUUCUAAUUCUGUAUGAAAUGACACAGGCACAACAGUAUUUAUAGGCGUCUUAAUUCCGCAUGAAAUCAUCUCAAGCGAAAU
Molecule: messenger RNA, 1862 nt
Organism: Helianthus annuus (common sunflower)
Lineage: Eukaryota; Viridiplantae; Streptophyta; Magnoliopsida; Asterales; Asteraceae
Exons: 2
Coding region: 366-1400 (344 amino acids)
Source: RefSeq, a predicted model, not a curated record